Anas platyrhynchos (mallard) is the source of this 4331-nucleotide messenger RNA. It is a transcript of the gene MICALL1, whose product is annotated as MICAL like 1. Lineage: Eukaryota; Metazoa; Chordata; Aves; Anseriformes; Anatidae. Gene Ontology annotation, molecular function: protein binding. The record is from RefSeq and is a predicted model, not a curated record.
CCCCUCCUCUCCCGUCCCUUCCCCUCCCCGCUGUGCUCCCGCUGCCUCCCUUUCCCCUCGGCGGAGCGGCUGCCCCCAUGUCGGGCCCACGGGGCGCCCUCCAAGCCUGGUGCCGGCAGCAGUGCCAGGGCUACCGAGGCGUGGAGAUCCGCGACCUCAGCGCCUCGUUCCGCGACGGCCUGGCCUUCUGCGCCAUCCUGCACCGCCACCGGCCCGACCUGCUAGACUUCGAUUCUCUCUCCAAGGAAAAUGUCUACGAAAAUAACCGCUUGGCCUUCGAGUUGGCAGAGCGGGAGCUGGGCAUCCCGGCUCUGCUAGAUCCCAACGACAUGGUCUCCAUGAAAGUCCCCGACUGCCUCAGCAUCAUGACUUACGUCUCUCAGUAUUACAACCAUUUCAACAACCCCAGCCAAGCCAGAGUCCCUCCGCCUAUGAAGCGCCCGGCCGCUGCCUCCUCGCCGCCCCUGCUGUCCCACAAGAAGCCCGUGGCUGCGGCCGAGAGUUCCUCCACGCCACAGGACGAUGUCCCCGCGGAGCCGUCGCGGCGCUCCACGCUCAGCAGCACCUGCGCCGCCUGCCAGCAGCACGUCCACCUGGUGCAGCGCUACCUGGCCGAGGGCAAGCUCUACCACCGCCAGUGCUUCAGGUGCAAGGAGUGCUCCAGCACCCUGCUCCCGGGCUCGUACAAGCCCGGCUCGGAGGCGGGGACGUUUGUCUGCACACACCAUCGCGGGAAAUUGGCCGUGAGCGGGAAGAUGGACAGGAGGGCCAGCCCCGAGCGGCAGUCGCCGGAGCUGAGAACUGAAAUUGCUGCCGGCAGCGUGGGGGAGGACGGGCUCCCUGCAGGAGCAGAGGUGGGAAAGGACAACAGCACUGCUGUGGAGAACGUGGCGGAGACCCAGAUGCCUGCAGAGAGGCCAGCCAGCCCGGAGGAGAAGGACAGCACCUCCAGCAAAGCCCAGACAGCGACGCCGCACGCGGGGAGCGCGGCACCCACCUCCCAAACACCCCCCAGGCCUCCCCUUCCCAGCAAGCCCUCAGCGCCCAGCCAGGACAAAGCCAGCCCUCUGGACGCACGCCUCAGAGACACUCGGCCCACCCCGGCCCCGAGGAGGUCGAUGGAUGCCUCAGCCCUCUCCCCUGCAGCCUCCCACCCCGUGCCCCGGCCCCGUUCCACCGUGCAGGGCGAGGGAAGUGACUGCGCGCCUGGCUUGGUGAACGGUAGGGGACCUGAGCCCAGCCCCCCUGUCCCAAAACCUCGAGGGAGACCCUGCUCCUCCGAUCGUGCUGGAGCUGCUGCGAGAGCCAAGGACCCGCCGUGGAUGGCCUUAGUGCAGGCAGAGCCCAAGAAGAAGCCAGCUCCUCCUCCUCCUCCUCCCCCGGGGAGCGGCCACGAGACCCCGAGCAGGACGGAGGAGGAGGAGGAGGACGGGGAGGAGGUGAGCAAAGCCAAGAGUGAGGAGAGCAAGCCCGAUGCUGCAGAGCCCAAACCGUACAACCCCUUUGAGGAGGAGGAGGAGGAGGAAGAGGAGGUUGCUGCUGCCCAGAAGAGCACGCCUGAGCAGGAGCAGGGGGAGGCUGCUGCCAAAUCCCUCCACCCCUGGUACGGGAUCACUCCCACCAGCAGCCCCAAGGCAAAGAAGCGGCCAGCCCCGCGAGCCCCCAGUGCCUCCCCGCUCGCCCACCACCCCGUCUCCAGGCUGUCGCACUCCGAGCCGUCCUCCUCCGCUCCGUCCCCAGCCCUCAGCCUGGAGAGCAUCCACUCGGAGAGCUCGGCCAAGGCGCUGGCUGACACCGACGAGGCCUCGGUGCCCAAAAGCUCCUCCGAGCCCACCGUCCACACGCCGACGGCCACCAAGACCUCCAGCCCCGACACGCCGCUGGCCAGCGUCUCCUCCAGCGAGAGCCCUGCCGCCCCCGCCAGCCUCUCCACCACCACCUCCUCCUCCUUCUCCUCCUCCAGCGAGCUGGCUGGCUGCGGUGGGGAGGCGCAGCCCGGCGCCCCGCACGCCAGCAGGAGCAUCUCUGCUGGCAGCUUAAAGACCAGCCCCAGCCGCCUGCCCCCCAAGCCUCCUGCUGGGGCUAGUCCCACACCCAUCCUCUUGGCUUCGGAUGGGGGUGCCGGGAGCCCUAAGCCCCCCUCUUCGCCCAAACCCCAGCUGAAGUCCUCCUGCAAAGAGAACCCCUUCAACCGAAAGCCAUCGCCUGCUGCCUCGCCCUCGGCAAAGAAACCUCCCAAGGGCUCCAAGCCAGCGCGUCCUCCUGCACCGGGUCACGGCUUCCCGCUGAUCAAACGCAAGGUGCAGACGGAUCAGUACAUCCCCGAGGAAGACAUCUACGGAGAGAUGGAUGCCAUCGAGCACCAGCUGGACCAGCUGGAGCACCGCGGGGUGGCCUUGGAGGAGAAGCUCCGCAGCGCUGAGAAUGACAGCCCCGAGGACAGCCUGCUGGUGGACUGGUUCAAGCUCAUCCACGAGAAGCACAUGCUGGUGCGCCACGAGUCGGAGCUCAUCUACAUCUUCAAGCAGCAGAACCUGGAGCAGCGGCAGGCGGACGUGGAGUACGAGCUGCGCUGCCUCCUCAACAAGCCAGAGAAGGACUGGACCGAGGAGGACCGGGUGAGGGAGCAGGUGCUGAUGCAGGAGCUGGUGACCAUCAUCGAGCAGAGGAACGCCAUCGUCAACUGCCUGGACGAGGACCGGCAGAGGGAAGAGGAGGAGGAUAAAAUGUUGGAAGCCAUGAUUAAAAGGAAAGAAUUCCACAAGGAGACGGAGGCCGAGGGCAAGAAGAAAGGCAAAUUCAAGCCCAUGAAGGUGCUCAAGCUGCUGGGCAACAAGCACGACUCCAAGAGCAAGUCACCCAAGGAGAAAAGCUAGGGCAGGGCCGACGCGCUGCCUGACCGCCCCGGGGUAGGGGGCCUGCCCGAAUUCCUCCUCCGAAGCCUUGCUAACAAGGUCGGGAGCAAGUGGAGUCGCUUUUCAGAACUGUUUCCCUGUCGCCUGUCCGUGUUCCUGCCUGAGAAGCAAGCCGAGGAGCUUGGUGUUUGUGGGAAAACUUGCACUAACUGCCCCCCCCCCUUCCCCUUGCUCGUCCUGUGACAGCUCCGUUGUGCCUCCAUCCAUCCUCUUGCAGGGGGGGAUCUGGCUGGCCCUCGCUCCCUGCUCUCAUCCCCUUUUCCUGCCCCGUUUUUAACUGCAGGAGAAAAGCCUGGCAUCGGAAGCAGGAUUCUUUAGGUUUUACUGGCCUGAACUAAAAUGUUUUAAAAAAAACUCUCACGUCACAAGGCUCUAGAGCCAAAAAAAAGAAAAAUAACCGGGGCCCUAUUUAUUUCCAGCUGUCCCCUUGAGCAUUACGGGGCUGAGAGGACCCCAGGGGACCGCGUACAGCUGCUCAGAGGCAGCCCUCGUGCCCUACUCAGGACAUCUUACCCCCACUGCUGCUAACCACCGCUGCCUGCUGCCCUCGGGGGGAGGGAGGAACAUUCCUGUCCCAGGCCAGGGCAGAAAAGCACAAGACUGACUCAGUGCAAGGGGCGAGCCCCUGCUCACCAGUGCCACCCUUGAGCGGCUGGGGGGAGAGGCAGAGUCGCAACUGACCUUUCCCCAGCUUCGUCUGUAUAUACUUUAAAAGUGUGUAAAGAGGGUUUGGCUGGUUGGUUUUAUUUUUUUUUUUUACGCCUCCUUUACUACAUGAAUUCCAACCCGCCCCGAAACUCUUCAAACCCUUAUUUUAUUUGUUGUAUGUGUGUGUGUGUGUACAUCAGGGGAGGGAAGGGGCGGGCGGUAUCCUUCCACCCAUCCCUUCUUCCUUCCAGUUUUGUUCUCCUGCCUUCUCCUCCAAGGCGAGGAGCUAUUUAUUGCCUCCUUCGAUCGUUUUGUUCCACGGGUGUUUGGUCGGUCAGCUGUUUUGUCACGCCUUCCCCUUAGCAAAUCAGUCGUGUCAGCCCCCAGCUCCCUUCCAGAAAUACAGCAGGCUUCAGCCCAAACCCUCUCGAAGCAGUGCCUUGCGACACGGCUGGCAGGGGGCGUUCUGGAAACAGCCCCCCAGUUUCUCCCAAACGCUGUGCCGCUCCUGCCACACCUCAGCAGGCUGCUCAGGAGCGGCGGUAGGGGAGAGAUCCCAAAGCACAACUCUUCUCCGGGGAGAAACGCGUCCGUUUUAGAGCCUGCUGUCGCGUCGCCGUUGCCAAAGGCCGUCAGGAUGGCCGCAGCCUGACACCUCCUUGGCCCCGUGCCCGGUCAGAACCUUGGUUUGUAAGUUACACUGUACUAACUCCGUGACUUCCAUUCACCUGAAGAGAAAUAAAAAAGAAAAAAGGAUUUAAAAACCGA